CCGCUCCGCUCCGCUCCGCUCCGCUCCGCAGCCAUGUCCGAGAUCCUGCCCUACAGCGAGGAGAAGGUCCGCUACGGCGCGGACGCCGAGGUCAGCGAGAUCUCCUUCAGCUGCCGCCUGCAGGACACCAACUCCUUCUUCGCCGGCAACCAGGCCAAGCGGCCCCCCAAGCUGGGCCAGAUCGGCCGGGCCAAGCGAGUGGUGAUCGAGGACGAUAGAAUAGACGAGGUGCUGAAGGGCAUGACGGACAAGUCGCCGGCGGGGGUAUAAGCCGGCGGGCGGGCGCCUGCACCCAGCGGCAGACUCUGAUCCGGGUUUAAGCACUUUGGGCUGUGCAUGUCUGGUGGACUGUGGAGCGAGGGAAGCGAAGGCGAGGCGACGAGGCUGCUGGCAACACCACUUCCACCCCCCCCCCGCCCCCGGCCGAGGCGGCGGCCGCUGGGGCCAUCUCACCCUCCUCCGCACCCGACCGAGAGCAAAGGGACCUUGGCACCCGCCUGUGCCCGCCGCUCCUGCCCGCGGCCGGGGAGCUGUCCGUGCCGGCGGUGCCCUCGGCUGGGGGCUGUCCUCUUCAGCACCAGCCCAGCCUUGGCAGGGAGCUCCCCGCUCCCCACCACCCCUCCUGCCCCGGCUCCCCCCCACCCCAGCCCCGCUCCCUUGCCUAGGCUGACUCCAUGCCACGCUGCCAAGGUGCUGUCUCCCUGGGAGCUCGGAGCCCCGGGGCCCCCGGCGCGCUGUUGAAGAGGUCUCCUCUAGCGAUGAUGCACUUUACACCCCUCUCUCUGUCUCUCCGGGUGGCUGUGGGACACCUGCACACACACACAUCCCUCUCAACGCUCCGGUGAGUGCCAUCACCCCCCUCCCCCCAGCCCUCCAUCCAUCUCAGCCCCCCUCCACCCCAUCCCCCGACCCCAUCCAGUUUGCAAGAUACCAGCAGAUGGGAAGCAAAUGUGAAGCCAGCAGGGCGGAAAGGAAGGCAGAGGGACUCUUCUAUAUAAGACAGUGAUUGUCUUUUUGCUGUCGAGAGACAUUUUUGCUCCAUCUUUUUUGCAUGAGCUUCCUGGUCUGGUGCCACGUCUCGGUGCCACUAGUCAUCUCACUACGGCUCACUUCUUUUUAAACAGAACUCCUCAUAUUUGUAUUUUUAUAUCCGAAUCUUUGUUAACAAUGAUCUGCUCCGUGUCCAAAUACUGCAUCAAAGAUGGUUCCUAUUUUUUUUUUCCAUGAGAGGAAGGAAAGAGAUGCGCUCCCAAAGGUGUCUAGAGCGGAGAUCCACCGGGGCCGUCAGAAAACGGCCCAUUUCUCUCCAAUGCCAGAGCGGGAUCGGACGGGACUUCUUGAAUGUGUUUAGGGUUUUGCACACAAAUUAAAUGUAUUUAAGAUUCCUAUACUGUGACCCAGGGCUUGGCCCUCGCAGGAACCCAGCUACAAAAGGGUUGAGCUGACGGGCUUGGGCACUGCUGCCCCUUUUUGGGGAGAGGGGGUUCAGAGUCGGUGUUUUUAAUUUUGGACCUUCAUUUCCUUUUGCUUUUUUUUUUUUUUUUCCAAGAGCUUCUCCGGGUCCGACGUGCAUGAGAACCUGUCCUCUUUUCAACAUUAUACGGUGUCAUUUUAUGAAGAUGAAGCAAAAAAAAAAAAAAA
Molecule: messenger RNA, 1641 nt
Organism: Alligator sinensis (Chinese alligator)
Lineage: Eukaryota; Metazoa; Chordata; Crocodylia; Alligatoridae
Gene: CAMK2N2
Product: calcium/calmodulin dependent protein kinase II inhibitor 2
Exons: 2
Coding region: 34-270 (78 amino acids)
Biological process (GO): negative regulation of protein kinase activity
Molecular function (GO): calcium-dependent protein kinase inhibitor activity; protein kinase binding
Source: RefSeq, a predicted model, not a curated record